GAGAAGCCAGGAUCCGGGUCUUUGGAACGGCCGCUUGUGAACCUCGUCGGCCGCCAUCCUUUCACCUUCCAGGAGUCUUGCCUGCGGCAGAGGGUGGUCGCCUGGUUUUAAAACGUCUAUCCUGUUAUUUGCCUCCAGCGGUGAAGACAGAAGUCAUCCAUCAGGUUCAUCCUAAAAUCAGGGCUUCCCUGGUGCUCAGCAGUAAAGAAUCUGCCUGCCAAUGCAAGAGACUGAGUUGAGCAUCUUUGUCAUCUGCAAAUAGAGUUGGCCAGGUGGCAGGUUUAUGGACUGGAGUAAGAAGAACCUGCUUCUUCCUCUGACUUGGAUUCUAGUCUACAGGAACAUCUUCAGUAAUAGGAGGCUCCAGGCUUGGGAGAGCAUGGAUUCUGGCAGCAGCCUGACCUGAGACCCCUGACCAUAACCUCCAGGCAGGCCUGGAAAGAGAGAAGACAACACAGCCUGGAGUUACACACCCUUUCUUAAGAAGUGGAGAAGAUGAGCAAGGUCCAGGGCUCUGUGUCAUUCGAGGAUGUGGCUGUGGGCUUCAGCCAGGAGGAGUGGCAGAUACUGGGCCCAUCUCAGAAGGCCCUGUACUGGGACGUCAUGUUGGAGAACUACUGCAACUUAGUGUCAGUAGUUCUCGUAGAUCACCCCGGCACAAAUGCUCAGCACCGGCCAUCCCGUGAUUUCCCGUUUACAGGAUAUCAGGCUCCCACACCAAAUUCACUCUUUCAGUUGGAACAAGGAGGACGCCUGUGGACAGUCAAGGGAGCAGCCCUGAGUCCAACCUGCCCAGGCUAUCAAGCUACCAAACCAGUUGUGAUCCUUAACUUCAAGCCCAGAGAAGAGCCAUGGAAAGUAGAAGAUGAAAUGCAGCAUCAGUACUUUUCAGGCAAGAAACUAUAUGGAUGCAAUCAAAACGCAGUGGAUACUUGUCAACCACGCACAACCAUGCCUUGGAGAACUCACACAGGAAAUAAUUCCCAUGGAUGCCAUGAUUGUAAGAGAACCUUUCCCAGUGAGUUAAAGCUGGUUACUCAUCAGGACACUCAAACAGGAGAAAACCCAUAUAGAUGCAGUCGAUGUCAGAAAGCCUUCAUUACGAAGUCAGCACUUGCCUAUCAUCAGAAGACCCGACACAGAGAAGGAAAGUCCCACAGAUGCAGCAAAUGUGGGAAAGCUUUUCCUUGGAAGUCAAAGCUCAGCUUACAUCAGAGGACUCACUCAGGAGAAAGACCCUUCAGAUGUGGAGUUUGUGAUAAAGCCUUCAUGGUGAAAGCACAUCUCACUGUACAUCAGAGAACUCACACGGGAGAGAAGCCAUACAAAUGCUCCGAUUGUGAGAAAGCCUUCUCCAAAAAGUCUCAGCUCCUGAUUCAUCAGCGAAUCCACACAGGAGAGAGACCAUAUGGAUGCAGUGAGUGUCAGCAAGCCUUCAUCCAGAAGUCAGAUCUCAGCGAUCAUAAGAAAAGUCAUCAUGCAGCAGAGAAAUCCCACGAAUGCAGUGAAUGUGGGAAGAUUCUGUCCUCUAAGUCAACUCUCAUUGUACAUCAGAGAACCCAUACAGGCGAGAAGCCCUUCAAAUGCAGUGCAUGUGAUAGAGCCUUCACGUCAAAGGCACAUCUCGUUAUCCAUUUGAGAGUUCAUACAGGAGAGAGACCGUAUGAAUGCUCAAACUGUGAGAAGGCCUUCUCCACUAAGGCGUAUCUUAUGAUCCAUCAGCGAAUUCACACAGGAGAGAGACCUUAUGGAUGCAGUGAAUGUCCGCAGGCUUUCAUCCAGAAGUCAGGUCUCACUAACCAUCUAAAAAAUUGUCAUGCCAAAGUGAAAUUGUGUGAAUGCCCCCAAUGUGGGAAGGUUCUGUCAUGUAAGUCAACGCUCAUUAUACAUCAGAGAACCCACACAGGUGAAAAACCAUUCAAAUGCAGUGUGUGUGACAAGGCUUUCACAGCCAAAUCCUAUCUCACCGUACACCAGAGAAUUCAUACAGGAGAGAAACCAUAUGAAUGCCCCCAUUGUAAGAAAGCGUUUACUACUCUGUCAGCUCUUAUCAGUCACCGGAGAACUCACACAGGAGAGAGACCCUAUGGAUGCAGUGAAUGUCAGAAAGCCUUCUUUCGGAAAUCAGUGCUUGCUAAUCAUCAGCGAACUCAGCAUAGAGGAAAAUCCUGUGCACAGUGACUGUGAGAACGUGACAAAGCUCUUUCGAUUAACCUUAUCUACUCACAGAACUCACACAGAAUGGAAAUGCCGUAAGUGUUCUCAUUAUACAGACUGUUCUGGAACUCCUUAAUAGGAAAGAAACCUUGUACAUGGAAUGAAAGUUGUACAUCUUCCAUCUGAAGACAUUCACCUUGUUUGAUCAUACCUUAGGGAUCUUGCCAAAAAAAGAAACAUUAUAAAGUCAGUGAGAAUGGGCUUUUCUGGUGGUGCCGUGGUAUAAAGAAUCUGCCUGCCAACGCAGGAGAUGCAGGUUUGAUCCCUGGAUCGGGAAGAUCCCCUGGAGUAGUAAAAGGCAACCCACUCUAGUAUUCUGGCCUAGUGAUUUCUGUGGGCAGCGGAGCCUGGCAGGCUACAGUCCAUGGGGUCACACAGAGUCAGACCUGACUGAGCAUGCAACGUAGUAUAAAAGGCAGUGAUUGUCAAAAGACUUUAUUUGAAAGUCACAGGCUAUGCAUUUAAGAGGCAGCCCACGUGGGUGCAGGGAAAGUGGGAAAUUUUCUUUUUCAAGUCAUGUUGGUUAUACAUUAGGGUAUUCAUUCAGGAGAGGGACCCUGCAGUUGCAGUGAAUACAAGCAAGCUAAGAAAAGUCACAUCUCAUUGUACAUAAAAAUGGAAGUUUCAGGAAUGUUUUGAUAGUGACAAUAUCCCCUAGAAAAGUCAAAACUUUUUGAUCAUCUUGUACAGGA
Messenger RNA from Bubalus bubalis (water buffalo), 2909 nucleotides. RefSeq names its product zinc finger protein OZF. The record is from RefSeq and is a predicted model, not a curated record. Gene Ontology annotation, molecular function: DNA-binding transcription activator activity, RNA polymerase II-specific; RNA polymerase II cis-regulatory region sequence-specific DNA binding. The transcript is spliced from 8 exons. NCBI's taxonomy places the organism in Eukaryota, Metazoa, Chordata, Mammalia, Artiodactyla, Bovidae. Bases 496 to 2181 code for a protein of 561 amino acids. Gene Ontology annotation, cellular component: nucleus. Gene Ontology annotation, biological process: regulation of immune system process; regulation of cytokine production; negative regulation of transcription by RNA polymerase II.